UCCCUCUUCCAAGUCAUUUCUUAUUUGUACUUCGCUCCAUUCAGACAACAGAAUUUGCGAAUCAUAUCAAAGUUGGACCAAUCAUUCCCGGAGAUGAUGAUGAUCGAGCGCUCACUCCUCCGUAACUUGGAUAAAGGAUUCAUCGAAUCGUUCACAGAUUAUAUCACGAAAUUGCGGUUAUACAUCCCUUUCAUUUUAUUGAAAGACAGACUCCUCAUCGAACUCUCCGGCGAAAUCGAACGGCCGGAGUUCCAAAAGAUCUUAAGCGAGAAGACGGCGGAGUUCAAAAGGAAGUUCCCACACAAAGACGUCAUCCCGACUUUCGAUGGGUGUAUUGAGCGGAUGAGUAAACGAAUCGAUGAGAUCGCGCAGUUCGCAAAAGACCUUGUGAAGCAAUUGAAACAAACAGAUGACAAGUUUUUGGCGGUCUAUGAGAUCCUGAAAACGGCGCUGAAGACGGAAGAAGAGAUGAAAGAGUCGAUCGUCGAGUAUUUGGAAUUGAACGACGUGAAGAAUGUGGAGAAGAGGUUCUUAACUAUCGCCUACAAGAUCCACGACGGCAAACGGCGGAUCAAAUACUUUGGCGCGCUGAAGUUUGUGACGCCCGGGGAAGUCUCUAAAGAGUGGAAGAUGUGCAUUUUAUUCAACGACAUUUUGAUCAUCGCGCGUCCAUUUGUCUUCGGGAAGAAGACGACACGAGAGCGCGAGAAUUUACUUCGAUUUGAGAAUUCGCCGCGGGGAAGAGACGUCUCGGAGUUAUCGGGGUAUCGAUUUAAUGAAGAGAUCAGAAUACCAAUGACUUCCCCCAUUCAAGUGAAGAACAUUGUUGACACAGAAAGCGUUCACAACGCUUUCAUGUUCGAAUGCUUUGGAAUUAAAAAGCACUGUAUGUGUGUGUCUAUGAGAGAGCGCGACAAUUGGGUCCAAGCACUUCUUGUGAUGGAUGGAGACAAUGUCUAA
This is a messenger RNA of Entamoeba invadens IP1, 960 nucleotides long. RefSeq lists its product as hypothetical. The transcript has a single exon. The annotation marks the transcript as partial. NCBI's taxonomy places the organism in Eukaryota, Evosea, Mastigamoebida, Endamoebidae. The record is from RefSeq and is a predicted model, not a curated record.